Molecule: messenger RNA, 1937 nt
Organism: Schistocerca nitens (vagrant locust)
Lineage: Eukaryota; Metazoa; Arthropoda; Insecta; Orthoptera; Acrididae
Exons: 9
Coding region: 32-1171 (379 amino acids)
Source: RefSeq, a predicted model, not a curated record
GGUGCGCGCCUAGCAGAGCAGUCCGCGCACGAUGGUGGCCGCCAGCAAGCCGGUGCUGGAGCUGCUGGCCAGCCGCGACUGCCGCCACAUCGUCCACCCGUGGACGCCCAGCUGCUGGAGGGCGUCGCUGCGCGUCUUCACCAUCUUCCUGUUCGGCUCAUCGCGCCUCAUGCUGCCCGCCUACGCCGCGCAGGUCGCGGUCGGCGGCUGGCGGCCGAGCCUGGCGUCGGCGCUGCGCGCUUUACUGCGCUCCCUCUGCUUCGGCACCUCAGUCACAACGGGCAUAUUCGUCUUCCACUGCCUCUUCAGAUAUUUACUUGGCGGCUAUCACGGGUCAACCGCAUUAUUUUGGCCAGCUUUUCUCGCUGGCUUGUCGGUAUACAUUGAAGAUGACAGACGAAAACCAAUUACAGCAUUUUACUACUACACGUGGCUGCUGGAGUGGCUGUUCCGGCGGCUGUCCGCGCCCUGGCCGGCCGUGCGCUCCCGCGCCAGCCUCACGCUGCUCUUCACGGCUGCCAGCGGCGCCCUCAUGUGGACGCUGCGGCGCGGCGACCACCCCAAGGACACGCCCAUCUUCUGGUUCUUCAGGCCGUCUCGGCGCUCAGGCGACAUCGAGAGCAAUAAGGGCUGUUCGCACCAGGGAACCUGCUGGAACCACGGCCGCACGCUGGCGGCGAAGUACCUGGCGGCGGGCGUGGCGCUGCAGGCGGCUCGCCACCUGCUGGCGCAGUGGAGGCGGCCCGCAGGCCCCGGGCGCGGGCUGGCGGCCCUGCUGGUGGGCGCCCUGUGCGCCGACAACUCGCUGGGGCUCUUCCUCGCCGCCUACGUCGCUCUCUACCAGGCGGUGCGCUGUGGGCUGUGCCGGCUGCGGGGCGAGGACCGGUCUGCGCAUGCGCUCCUGGCCGGCCUGGCGAGCGGCGCCGCCUUCUGGCUCCACCCGGACCUCACCAUCGCCUUCGCCGCCGUAACGACGCUCGUACAGCUGCGGGUGGCGCACCUGUGCGACCGGCGCCUCCUCGAGCCCGUGUGGGCGCUGUGCCUGUCUGCGCUGCUGCACGUGGCCGUCCUGGACCGGCGCCACUGCCCCCCGGGCUUCAUGGCCCUCACCGAGAUUCUCGCUCCAGGCGUAGUACUCGGAAUCCACAAACGGUUGUUCUACCUCGAAUAGUACGAGUAGAUCGGCUGCCGGACCAAUGAGCAGCGCAAGAAAUGGGACUUCUGCUUGCGGUGUACCAAGAUGCAGGAAAUAGUCUUGGAACUCACGUGCUGGAGCUUCUGCUGUUAUCCUACGGAUUGGUGCGGAGAUCAUUGCCAAGGAAUCUACUGUAUAAAAUACUUCAUAAAUGUGACCGAAACGUGACCUGUUAGCUAUUCAAUAGCGCACUCCCCGUUAUCAAUCUUACAUACUAUAAAAGCUUUAUGUGGGUUUUUAAACCCCUGCCUAUAAAAAAAAGUUAGACCAAAAAUUACGUCCUAAGAAGUAGAAGCUGACAGUUUCAUCCAUAACUUCAAACAUGUUUCUCCUCUUCUUUAUACACAAGUCUAAUUUGACUAAUAGUAAAUGCCAUGAGAGCAAUGAAUUCAGUGUUUGACGCGUAGUCGUACACUUACAAAACAAUUUACAGUGAUUUUAAAGUAUUCCAAUAUUUUGUUUUACAGCAAAGCACAUUACCUUGGUCAUAGCUUUGUAGUUUUAUGUUCUACUUGGACGUUUCCCAUAUGCCUUAAAUAUCAUGCACUUCUAAGCCCUUUAUUAUUGUUGCUGGACGAAAAGUAAUGACAUUUAACAGAUGUGGUAUGUUGCUCUCCUUGUUUCUUGUUCUGUUACUUAAGACCUCAACGUAGACAGAACGUCAAACACGAAUCUCCUUUCCCUCCUACUGUCGAAGUUCAUGUACAAUUUAUCUGCGAUAGCACUUACUUUUAUCGGAUAA